This is a messenger RNA of Ostertagia ostertagi, 375 nucleotides long. NCBI's taxonomy places the organism in Eukaryota, Metazoa, Nematoda, Chromadorea, Rhabditida, Trichostrongylidae. The record is from the annotation of a GenBank genome assembly.
AUGCAAGAAGUGGAUUCUAUUCGAUAUUUCACAUUUCGCAAACUCAAGUAUGUCUGGCGAUCCGAAGGUGAGGCAUGGAUAGCACCCGCUGAUCUCGAUGGUCAGAUCCCUUUAGUGCAUUUCCAUGCCGAAGUGGGAUCUGGCAAAGGCCUAUCUGAAGGGGAUGUGUGUCGCCGGCAGGUCACUUAUGGAAAGAAUUGCAUCGAAGUCAAGCUGAAACCGAUUAUUGUUCUGCUUUUCAUGGAAGCAAUUUCGCCAUUCUAUAUCUUUCAAGUUUUCAGCGUUUCCAUCUGGUUUUCGGAUAAUUACGAGUACUACGCUUCCAUUAUAGUGGUUAUGUCUGUGAUGUCAAUCGCGAUAGAUGUCUACCAAACA